Messenger RNA from Arachis duranensis, 850 nucleotides. Its product is annotated as RING-H2 finger protein ATL81-like. The transcript has 2 exons. Bases 143 to 556 code for a protein of 137 amino acids. The record is from RefSeq and is a predicted model, not a curated record. Lineage: Eukaryota; Viridiplantae; Streptophyta; Magnoliopsida; Fabales; Fabaceae.
UAUUUAGUAACUUCUCAAAUAACACAGCUCAUUCCACCAACUCUAAUUUUGCGCCAUUCUUUUCUCUUCCACUCUCUCCAUUUCCCCUAAUUAUUUUCUCGGGGAAACAAAACUGCCACUGGCGAGAAAAUAAUAACUUAACAUGUUCACAACACAACAACUCAGAGAGAGUGAAGAACAGUUGAAGCUCACCACCACCACGCACCGCAACGUGAUGGUGGACGAAGAAGGUGAAUUCGCCGGCACAAUCUGCUCCAUUUGCUACGAAGAUCUCAAACCAGUUUCCGAAGAUCUUCAAUCUAUCUCCAUUUGCGGCCACGUCUUCCACGAGCUAUGCUUGCAGCAAUGGUUCGAGAACUGUUCCAGAGUGAAGAAGCACACUUGCCCCGUUUGCAAGCAGAGUUGCAGGGUCAGCGAUGCUUGCAGGCUUUACUUCCAAUCGGUGGGAGAUGUGGUCGAAUCUGUUAUGCAUCGGAAGCCAUUUGAUUCUGAAGAAGAUUCCGGAGUUUUGAGAAAGGAAGUGACGAGGUUGGAGGUUUCGGGGAUUAGUUCAUAGUUGGAGAAGAAGGAGAAGGAAAUUGAGCAGCUCACCAAGGAGGUAUUUUAUUUUAUUUGAGCCCUAAUUCAAAUUUGCAAUUUUCUUUCCAUCUUUUUGGGACAUUAAGUUAGUUCUUCUAAAGUUGUUGCAAUGUUAGUUUAUUGAUAUGCAGACAGAUUUUCAAUUGGUUCCUCAAUUUUACACUAAUAAACACUAGCUUAGUCAUUACCAGUUUGUUAUUAUUGGAUGUUACUACUACAAAUAGAGCUGUUUAGCACAGACUUUGGAAUAUUAACUUUUGCCUUUGUUAUA